This is a messenger RNA of Epinephelus lanceolatus (giant grouper), 3412 nucleotides long. RefSeq names its product nuclear receptor-binding protein-like. NCBI's taxonomy places the organism in Eukaryota, Metazoa, Chordata, Actinopteri, Perciformes, Serranidae. Gene Ontology annotation, biological process: protein phosphorylation. The record is from RefSeq and is a predicted model, not a curated record. Gene Ontology annotation, molecular function: ATP binding; protein kinase activity.
CUCGCGAGACAGUUCAACAGCUGUGCCAUCAGCGGAUUUUAUGACGAACAAGCUAACAUAUCUGUCUAAAAACAGUUAUUUUUUUUACUUCUUUUCAGCAGUAUGUAACCCAUGACUCUCGAUACGGGUGUAGUUUGUGCUCCACGCCCUCCCUCCUCGAGCUCUAUCGUUAUCUUGUGUCAAGCCAGACCAGAGAGGAAAAUGAAUAUGUGACCACCAGCUCAAACAGAGAGGAGUAAGCAAGACAGAGGCUUCCUAUCACUUGUUGCAGCCCAGGAGCAGGAGACCAGGUGGGACAGCCAGCAAGCUAACAAGCUGUGUCAUGAUGUCGGAGGCACAGGAGACAGGAUCUCUUGGUUCAGAGGGAGACACACCAGAGUCCACAGCAGAACACAUGUCCAGCGAUACUCAACAGGUCGAAGGUGGAGCAUCUUUGUCCUCGCCUGGGGCCUCCACUCAUCCUUCUGCCACCACAGCAACAGAGGAUGAGGAUGAGAGUGAAGAUGAGUCAGAAAUCCUGGAAGAGAGUCCCUGUGGCCGCUGGCAGAAACGCAAAGAGGAGGUGAAUCAGCGUAAUGUCCCAGGAAUAGAUGCUGCGUACUUGGCCAUGGACACAGAGGAAGGGGUGGAGGUAGUAUGGAAUGAAGUCAUGAUCUCACAGAGGAAGAACUUCAAAGCGCUGCAGGAGAAAGUGAAGGCAGUAUUUGAUAACCUCGUCCAUUUGGAACAUGCAAACAUCGUCAAAUUCCAUAAGUACUGGGCCGACACGAAGGAGAACCGGGCCAGGGUGAUUUUCAUCACUGAAUAUAUGUCAUCAGGAAGCUUGAAGCAGUUUCUAAAGAAGACAAAGAAGAAUCACAAAACCAUGAAUGAAAAGGCUUGGAAGAGAUGGUGCACACAGAUCCUGUCUGCUCUCAGUUAUCUCCACUCAUGUGACCCUCCCAUUAUCCAUGGCAACCUCACCUGUGACACCAUCUUCAUCCAACACAAUGGGCUCAUCAAGAUUGGAUCAGUUGCCCCAGACACCAUUAACAACAACGUGAAGACGUGUCAUGAGGAACAGAAGAAUUUGCACUUCUGUGCCCCAGAAUAUGGAGCUGUUGAUGAUGUCACCACACGUGUAGACAUCUACUCGUUUGGCAUGUGUGCCUUAGAGAUGGCGCUCUUGGAAAUCCAGGGCAAUGGAGAGUCCUCUUUCAUUUCUCAGGAGGCCAUCGACAAUGCCAUACAGUUACUGGAAGACCCACUGCAGAGGGAGUUAAUCAAGAAGUGCCUGGAGUGUGAUCCCAGUACACGGCCUACAGCCAGAGAGCUGCUGUUUAACCAAGCUCUGUUUGAAGUACCGCUGUUAAAACUGCUGGCUGCACAUUGUAUUGUCAGCCACCACCAUAUGAUUCCUGAAAAUGCCCUGGAGGAGAUUACUAAGAACUUGGAUCCCAACCUGGUCAUCGCUGAGAAGAAAGAAGAUGUUCAGCUCAAGCUUUCACAGUUUCCUGCCUUGGAGCUUGAUAAAUUCCUGGAGGAUGUGAGGAACGGUAUUUAUCCUUUGACUGCGUUCGGGUUGCCCUGUGCUCAGCAGCCUCCACAGGAAACUGUAAAAACUCCCAUUGUCAUCCCCUUGGUCAAAUCCCCGACCCCCGAACCUGCAGAGCUCGAGACACGGCAGGUCAUUCAGAUGCAGUGUAACGUUGAAUCUGUUGAGGAGGGAGCAAAGUAUCAUCUAACAUUACUGCUGAAACUGGAGGAUAAACUGAAUAGACAUCUAAGCUGUGACAUGUUACCUCAUGAGAAUGUUCAAGAGUUGGCUGAAGAGUUGGUGCAGCUGGGCUUAAUCAGUGAGGUGGACCAAAACAAAAUAGCUGAUCUACUAGAGGAAUCAUUAAGCCAAGCUCUUCACCAGUGACGGUUUCCUCGACUGUUACCGUCUCAUUCUCAGUAUGCUCGCUCUCAACCCUGUCACGUGUUGUUUUUUUGUUACUUAACAUGGUUAUUGUAGUUACUGAUUUUUUUUAAUGUAUUUUCUGUUAAGCCUUAGGUGGUAAUGUGACCAAAAGAGUGGGUUUUUCCUCUUUGUCAGGGAUUAACCUUCUGGAAGGCAACAAAAGCUUUAACAUGAAGCCAAUUUUAGAGUCCAGGUGACCCCACAGAAGUCAAAACAUGCAUACAAAUGUGUCUCAAUAGUCCUGACUAGAUUACAGCUUUACCUUUAAACACACUUUUUCCUCAAGCUACAGUUGUGUUGAAGUGUGAGGUGUUAACAUGUCAGGAGACGGUCUAAAACAUAAUCAAGACUGAUUCGGACCACACCUGUCGCUACUUCUAAAUUUUAACGAUUAGAUCCACUUCUGCUGACAACCAGCUAAACUAAAGCUUCCCCAGAGAUGAAGGGAUACAUUUCUAUCCAAAGAAAGUUUUACAAUGUAAGCCAAGUCAUUCUUUCUGGAUCCUCUUUUAUUUGGCUGCCUUUUGUUUAGCUUCAUAUGAACAUUAACAUACGAACAUCCACGGCUCUGUGACUUACCGAUCAGGUUAAAUGGACGUAAUAGUUUGAAAACUGGAUGCGACUCUCUUAGCUGACUGUAUAAUAGACCUAUGAUGAAUAUUUUUAUAAGGCCUUUAAUACAGAAGACAAUGUCUGUGCACCACCGCAUAUCACUCUUCGGGCAGUGUAAGUACUUUGAGGUACUGUGAACUCAGUGUUACUGAAUAUUCUUUUAUGUGUUUUUAUAUUUUGCUGGACCGUGUGCUUCAUGCUGGGCCUACGCACAAGCCUUAAAGUCCUCUGUUCUCUCUUUUUAUCACUUAAUUCAUUGUUUUACCUUUGCUGCUCGUUGGGUUCACACACGCUACUCUGCCUGUAAAGCUCAUCGAUAUGAGUCUUGUGUACUGAACACUGCUGCCAUAUGCUGUAGAAAGAGGACCUAGCCUUUUCCUGAUUCAUCUGUUAGAGCAUCGUAUGUUUUAUUUAUGUUACAAACACUGUACGGCAUGUAUUUAUUCCCCUUUUGUUUACUAUGACUUCACACACUGACCACGUCGUUGAGAGUCGGGGCCAGUGCGCAACUUCUCUUCUUUCUGUUGCUAUUGUUUUCAGGUGGGACUCAGAGGGUUGACAUCAUGCUUCCCAGAGUGCAGAUGCUUUUAAACACAAAACGUUACAUCAUACAUGUCUUGUCUAGACUUGUAUUGACAUCAAGGAGCCGCCUGUGGUGUUUUUGUGACGUCUUGGCGAAGAACUCUUUGUUGACUUACUGUUACUACUGCGUCUGAAAGUUCAUGUAAUGACAGACCUUAAAGAUAUACUGUGCAGGAUUGGCUGUUACUGCUUGUAAACAUGUUGGCCAGUGAAAGUUAGAGUAGAAACCAACCCCAGAUUCACUCUUGGUUGGCGUUUCAUCUCGCUGUAAUUGUU